Kickxella alabastrina is the source of this 1184-nucleotide messenger RNA. RefSeq lists its product as uncharacterized. Bases 51 to 1097 code for a protein of 348 amino acids. The record is from RefSeq and is a predicted model, not a curated record. The transcript has a single exon. Lineage: Eukaryota; Fungi; Kickxellomycota; Kickxellomycetes; Kickxellales; Kickxellaceae.
AGUUUACUUUCACAAUACAUAUUUUUAUAAAUCAAUUUACUUUCAUUAUAAUGAAGCCUGGCCGCGCUCUGCACAGCGAUAUCCAACGCGAAAUCAGCGAGAUAGAUGAUCUUGUUCCCUUAAAGUUUCAAGCACAAUGGGAGGCUAGCUCGUCGGAUUUCAUAAAUAACCGUAUACUUGACGAGCACAUAACUGAUACUCCUGAUAUUUAUUUUUCGCCGUCAACCCAACAAAUGCUGAGCUUCUGGCAGUUUAACAGCAGCGACAAAUUCCCCAGCACCAAGCCCGUGCAAGAGACCACACUUCUCACACUGCUAGAUAACACCGGUGCAGAGCUGGUUUUACAUAUGAUGUCACUGACGCCACGAGCAAAAACUCAUCUUGGAUUCACCGUGAACCUAAACGUCGCCAGAAAGGGCUUCUCGCCAGCCGCCAGACUUUUUUACUUCAAGCUUCAGGUCGUCUAUGAUGCCAAUUGCAAGUUUGUCCUUAAAUGCCCGAUUUAUGAUGCAGAGACCGCUAAGCUGCUGCUUGUUGCCCGUAUGAUAUUCGUAUUUGUGCCGAUGGCAAAAAUGCCCAAGCAAAUUGAAGUGGCCAAAGCUUCCAGCUCUGACAAUUCCCAAAUUCGGUUGCCGCAGAUCGAUGCGCCCGACGUACAAGCUCUCGACAACAAUAAUCUCCUUGCACUCAGCCAAGUUAUGAACUGUUUGCCCCUUGAUAUUGCGGAUCACAAGGCUGGUUUGUUGAGCAUGGCGCAGCGGCGAAUGGCUGCAAUAAUUGACUUUGGCGAGAACAUUGCUGGGCCAAAGUAUUACAUACAUGGUGGCGUUUUAGCAACUGUAUUGUGCAAUGCCUCUUCGUUCCUGCUAACCAAAAUUACUGGCGUCAGUAUGAUGCAUGUGGCUACCACUAUCUGGAACAUCAACUAUCGCAAGGGCAUACGUGUGGCCAGCAAGGGCGUCGUUGUUGAUGCAGUUGUCGAGGAGCCAAACAGCAAGGGCGAGAUCAUUAUAAUGACCAAGCUCGUUAAUGGAAAUGAUAUUUGCACGACUCUCGAGACAACAGUAACCUUGCCGAAGCUGAAUACAAAGCUGUAAUAAUGUCGUCAUUUCGGCACUGCGCAUCAGCAAUAUAUCAAGAUAUUGAUCAGUAAACCUUAUUAAUAAAUUUAUCAUAUUGCCAUA